AUUAUCAAUGAUAUUUCCUUUAUAGAUCUAGUCCACAACAAGCGUCAACACAUUGCAGAUGAUACAUUCACAUACAGAAGAAGAUGUUUUUACAAACGUUCUUCAAAAAAGAAAACCAACAUGAAUGAUACAACAGAUGCAAAACUUGAAAGUUUUCAAGCAGGUGGAGACCAGUCUAAUGUGCUUGAAAGCUUUGUUACAACAGAUGAAACAGACAGCAUUGGGGGCUAUCGGUCUUCUGGGAGAAUAGCUUCGAUGCCAGAGUCUGACUUCUUAUCUCAACAUUAUGCAGUUAAAGAUCGUAUUGGUCGUGCUGUUAUAAUAAAUAACAAGACAUUUAGUGAAAGGACAGGCAUGGGUAAACGCCCUGGAACUGAUACUGAUGCAGUUAGCAUGCAGACUGUUCUAAUUACAAUAGGUUUUCAAGUUGAACGCUUUGAUGAUUUAAGAGCAGAUGAAAUAAAAAAUAAACUUCAACAAGUUGCUUCAGAUGACCACUCUAGCAGCAGUAGUUUUCUUUGUGUUAUUCUAACUCAUGGAGAAGAGGGAUAUGUUUUUGGUACUGAUGAUAGAGUGUCACUUGAUGAUUUGGUAGCUCCAUUCAAAGGAGAUAAAUGUUUAUCUCUUGCUGGGAAGCCUAAAAUAUUCUUAAUUCAAGCUUGCAGAGCUCCAGAAGCAGGGUAUGAGGGAGAUGAUGGAAUGGAGGAAGAAAUGGACUAUGAUAAAUCUAUCAGGAGAAUUCCAACGGAAGCCGAUUUUCUUAUAGCUCUUUCUGUUGUUCCAGGAUGCUUAGUGUGGAAUAAAUCACCCAAAGCUAAUUCAUGGUUUGUAAAAGCUAUUCAUGAUGUUUUCUUAAGAAACUGGAACAAGUUGGAUUUGAUGACAAUGAUGACAAGAGUCAACAAAAUAGUAGCAGAUGAAUUUGAAACAAAAAAUAAGGCUGAGUUUGACAAAAGAAAAAAGCAAAUUCCAUGCAUAACAUCAAUGUUGGUGAAAGAUUUCUAUUUCUUCAAAAGAUGAAUUGACUUAUUAUUAAUAUGUUGAUAUAUGCGUAACUGGCCCUACAGAAUAUUUUACUGUAAACAAUUAAGUUUUGAUAGUGAAUCUCACUAAGGUUUAUAAAAUAAUUUACAAUCAUAUCUUUAUAUACUCAUCUGUAGUUUUUUUUAAAGACUUCUGUAAAUUUUUAAAGCAUUUUUUAUGCAAAUUAAUUAUAUCAAAAGAAACUUUAGAAAAACAAACCAAUGCUAUCAUGAUUAAGAAGUAUUUAAUUUUACUGAUUAUUAUGAAAAUCUUUUUUUAACACAAUUCAGCAUUUCCUGAGUAGCUGUACAUUCACAACAGUAAAUUGUUGAAACAUUUUGAUCUGACUGUCUAGAAGUAUAUAUGUUUUUUCAUCAAGUCUAAUGUAACUGUAAAAUGUAUAAAAUAAAAUAAAAAUACUUCUUUUAUUUUACUAAUGCAACUUUUCGCCUGAGUGCUGAAAAAAAUCCACAAUAUGUAUUAAAUUACUUAGCACAAAGAUGGUCAAAGUGUUUGGACCACAUGGCACAUUGAAGUGAUAUUGUCCAAUGGCUGCCUCAUACUUUACUUUUCAAUAUGACACAUGAAAUAUACUAUUUUAAGGGUGUUCAGUUUUCAAUCAAACAUGUUUAUUAAUGGAUUUAAUUUAAAAUUUUGGUGUAAAUUGCACAUGUUAUAUUUCUCCUGCUAUGAUCCUCAUUCUACCAUUUUUUGGUAUACCUGGCCCAUGAAGUCUGCCUUUUUUUAAAGUGAACUUUAAUAUGCAUCAUAGUUUUGUUGAUAUUUAUUUAAUUUGUAUGUUGUAAUUAUUCCAUUACAAAAGUCUUAUAAGAUCCAAUAACAUCAAGCAUUGUCACAGAAAUAAUGUAGGAACAUGACCAAGAACUCAAAAAUGCAGUCAUUUUGCAACUCAAUCAAUGUGUAGAAGGCAACCAAAAAAAAAUCCUUGUUACUCAUGGGGUUUUACCUCUACUCCAUAUUUUGGCAUUUAGAUUACUAGUAACAUUGAAGCUCAAAUAGUUUCAUCCAGCUAGUUUUCCUUGUUCGCUAUUAGUGUUCAUCUUGACACAGGAAUGCUUGUUUAAAAUCUUUCAUUUGUACAAUUUUUUAAUUCUGAGUCAUAGCAGUGUCUUCUGUUUUUUAUUUUUUUGCAUUGUAAGUUUUUCAUUUUUCAAAGCUUGAUAAAAUUCUUAAGUUUUCUUGUGUUUAAUUUUUUUUUUUGAGACUUUAUUUUCACCACUUAUUCAAUCCAGUCACAAAUUUUGAUUUCAUUUCUGUAACAAAUCAACAUAACAAAUCAACAACAAUUAAUAGAAGAGUCUCUUGCUAAUGAGUAAAUCAUCAUUUAAUUAGUAUUUGACUUUCAUCAUGGAAGUGAUGCAGUGAAUUUGUAAAGGGGUGCAGAUUGGACUGGGAGACAUCCAUCAAGAGAUGAAAUCAAGUUCUGGUCCAGAACUCAAAGUUUGGUUUCAUGUUACUGAUGUUAUAAAGUAUGGUGUAAUGUUAUUUCUUUUUAUAGAAAAAUAAAAUAAUGAAUUGAAACAAAAAUAAGGAAGCAAAUUAAAAAAGAAAAUUUAUUUCAAUUAUUGAGGUGGCAAAUAAAUCGUUGAUCUCUAGCUUCAUACAAAAAAAUUUGGAGCAACAAUCAGUACUGGUAAUUAAUAGUUUACUUGCAAAAUAAUAUUUGGUAUCUUUUUUGAGUUAUCAACUAAAUGAAUUUUUUUUUUUAAUUAUAAUUUAACUUUGAAUGUUAUGGACAUUGCAGCCUUGGGAAGCCACACUGUGAAUAGCAAUAAAAAUACAUUACUCUUAACUUGUUCAAUUUUCUAUAAAACUACUCAAGGAUAACUACUUCUCAAAUGUUGCAAUUAGUUUCUGUAAAUGACUUUCUUAAAGAACGUUCAUUAUUUGUGAAGAUAUGGUGUGAGCCUAAAGAACAUAGAUUGGCCAAUCAUAUUUCAUCCUCAUUGUAUACAGGUCAUUGCAUUAAAUAGCUUUUGGCACCUUCA
Molecule: messenger RNA, 3032 nt
Organism: Biomphalaria glabrata
Lineage: Eukaryota; Metazoa; Mollusca; Gastropoda; Planorbidae
Product: caspase-3-like
Exons: 6
Coding region: 121-1020 (299 amino acids)
Biological process (GO): proteolysis; apoptotic process
Cellular component (GO): cytoplasm
Source: RefSeq, a predicted model, not a curated record